Molecule: messenger RNA, 3173 nt
Organism: Paramecium sonneborni
Lineage: Eukaryota; Ciliophora; Oligohymenophorea; Peniculida; Parameciidae
Source: the annotation of a GenBank genome assembly
AUGUUUAAAAUCGAAUUUGAUUAAGAUGUUGAAUUGAGAGCAGUAUAAAAUGAUGAUUUCGAAUAAUAAUACCUUGAACAUUGUUUAAGAGAGUAUAGAAAAGAGCCUGCUCUUACAAUUCCAUAAAUUAGUAGAACCUUAAGUUAAAAAACAAUUGAAGUGGAAUGUCUUAAUAAAGUAUCAGAGACACCUUUUGAUGAAAAUCUUAUUCUUACAUAAGCACCAAGUUCUAAUAUAUUUGGUCGUCAAUAUCUAAAUUAACAUGAAAGAAGAGGUAGUCUUCCUAAUGCUGGAACAAGUUUAAUGUGCAGUUUCUAUAUUAGGAGAUUUAUAGAAAAAAUCUCUUAGAGUAGGAAAAAAUUUUUAAAUAUGAAUGAGAUUCAUUUCAAUCUUAUUGAAGAUAAAGCAGCUGAUAUGUAUAUUAUAUUUUAAGUAGGCAAAAUUUAUUCAAUCAUUAAGGAGAGUGUAAACGAUAAGGAUUUACUUUGGGUAAAAUGAAAACUUUCUUAAGAAAAGAAACAACCAUCAAUUAACUAAGUCAUUGGGAAGAAGUAUAGGAAUAAAUCAGAAAAAUGAAGAAAUAAUUUUUAAACUUUAUGACAUUAAUAGUAAAUAAGAUUCCAAUCAUUCAACCUGAAUCUCGUUUAAAGAUGAUAUGGGACUUUUUUGCUUCUUUUUUUAGAAUCCUUUUAGUAAUUUUAGUGCCUUUAGAAAUUGCCUUUUAACCUUGUAUCUUAUUCACAGACUUUAUUUUUCUUACUGCAGUGAUUUUAUUAAUAUUAUAACUUGACUUUAUGAUAAGAAUAAACACAUUAUCAUACAGAAAUGGAUCUGCAAUAUAAAAUCGAUGGGAAUUAUUGGUAUAUCAAUUUAAAAAAGAGUUCUUGACAGAUUUUUCAACUUCAUUUCUAUUAAUAAUCUUCAUAAUAAUGCCAGAAAUGGAUAAUAAUUUUAAUCUAUUUUUAUUACUGACUUUGGCAUAAUAUAAGUAUAUUCAUGAAACAUUUGCAAAGAGUGAUUAAAUAUCUUAUUUGACAAGACCCAUAAGAGGAAUUAUAGGUUUAGUUAAAUUAAUACUAACACUAUUAUUUAUACUACAUUUAUUUAGUUGUAUAUGGUUUUGGUUUAGUAAGAUAAGUCUUGAAGAUUCAUGGAUCAAAUUUAAUGGAUUAGAUCUAAAAUCUUGGGAAUUACAAUACUUGGAAGCAUUGUAUUUCGCUGUUGUAACAAUGCUAACAAUUGGGUAUGGAGAUAAUGUUCCUAAAAAUUCUAUAGAGAAGAUUAUUACUAUUAUUUUUAUUUUAGGGGCAUGUAAUAAUAAUAAAAUAAAUUAUUUUAGGUUUAUGGUUCUCUUAUAGUAUCAAUUUCAUAGGAAGUAUUAUUGAUGAUAUAACUUAAAAUCAGGUUGAGAGAAAUCGAAAAAUGAGAGUCAUAAAUAAGUACAUGGAUCAAAGAAAGAUUCCAUUUAAUUUAAAGCAUAAGUAAGAAAGUGAAUUAAAUAAUAAAAUAGAAUUAAAGAAUUCUUGACUUUUAGAUGGAAAGAAGAUGAUGAAGUAGAUCUAGAAAUAGAAUAAGUUUUACUCGAAUAAUUAUCAGAUGAGUUGAAAGAAGAAUUAGAUAAAGAAGCACAUAAAAUAUUUAUCUAAAAAUCAGCUCUUCUUUAACGUUUCAGUGAUGAAUUAAAGGAUGCUCUAUCUAAAUCAAUAAAAAGAAAAAUCAUUCCUCCAUAAAAUACAUUCUCGAUUGACUUUGAUGAUUGUUAACAUUUGUGUUUUGUAGAACAAGGAGUUUUACUUUAUCAACAUCUUGAUAGAAAGUAAAGAUCUAAGAUGAAUGCUCCAAUAAAAUAAGGUCAAUUUUUCUGUGUGGAAGAUUUUAUCAUUCAAAGUUCUUAAAAAGAUUACUUUAAGUCAAAUGGAUAUGUUAGUUUAUUAAUUUUAUCGAAAUUAGAUUUUAUGAUAACAAUUAAAAAUUACCCUGAAGAUUUUUAAAAAUUUUGUGAAAUAAGAGAACUUAUGACCUUAAGUUUAAAACCUCCAUAGUUGGAAAAUGGAGUAUUUUGUCCAGCUUGUUUAUGUUUUAAUCAUUCUUUAUCUAAAUGUCCUUAAAUUUAAUAUAUCCCAGAUAGAGAAGCUAUUUUAAAGAAAUAUUUAUUACCAUAAAUUUAAGAAAGAAAAAUUUAUGAAAGAAAUGUUUCAAAAAGAUUUAAUAAUGACUAAAUUAUUAGAAGAUCAAGAUUAGAAAAAGAUUUAGUUUAACAAUUCGCUUAUUUUUUUUAAAAUGAAAAUCAAUAAUAAAUCUAAGAAUAACAAAAAGUUUUAUUAGUUUUUGAUUAAGAUUCUAUCACCUCAAAUGGAGAUCCUAGUCCUUGUAAUAAAAUUUAGAUUGAUGGAUUUUAAGCUGCUGUUUAAAAAUCAAAAAGACUUAUCAGUGAUUCUCCAAUACAAUAAUCUACUAAUGCUAAGUUGUAGGAUACUAAAUAAAGUCUUCAUUAAGCAUUGUAAAAUAGAAAACAAUCUUUUUUUAAUUUAAACAUUCCUUCAAAUAUUGGUAAAAGUCCAAAGAAUUUAUUAAUUCAUAAAGUAGAUGUUAUAAAAGAAGAUGAGAAAAGUGAAGAAAAUGAAGAAAGUAGCAAUAGUGAUAGUAAUAGUAGUUGUGAAAAGAAGCACGAUAGAAAAAAAUAUUUUAGUGUUUCUGAUUUUAAUGAGAAUAUGAUGGAAAAUGUUAUUAAUUUGUACCAUUAGCUAUAAAGAGAAUUAGAAUUAAAUGAAAAUGAUAAAACUGUUUAAAAAGCUUAUCUCUAAGUUGAACCAAUCUAUUGGUCAUUUCAUUAAUAAAAUUUAUAUGAAUUUGAACUACUGACAACUUACGAUUAUUUUUUCAAAGGUUAUAAUUAUAAUGAAGUUAUCAAUUUAGCUUAAAAAAAUACUUUUUAAUGGUAAUCACAAUUCAUUAAUAAAUUAUAAAGAUAUAUGCUUUAUCCAUUUCUUUUUAUUUAGAAAUAUAUGAGUAAAAAGAGAAAUGUUAAAAAUACUGAAAAAAUAAAGAGAGACCCUUCGAAACGAUUAAAUAAUCGUUUAAAUACUUUAAGAAACAGUCUUAAAUUAAAAAAAAAAUAGUCAGUUUUAAUAAAGCCAAUCUAGAAGUUUGGAUAAGUGGCUCCAGAACUUUGA